UUCCCGCUCUAAGAGCGUCUGUUCGCUCUAUAACAUAGUGAGAGACAACUGGUCUCCUUCUCUCUCUAAAACUUGGACAGAGCUUUCCCUCUCUAAAAGCUUUUCUUCUCUAAAGCUCUGGUUCGAAGCGGCUCUACUUCUCGAGGCGGUUUCCUCUCUCCCCGUUUCACCCACGACUCUUUGUUUUUCUCUCUACGAAUGGGAAGCCAUUCCAGUCUGUAAUGGAAACCAACUCGAUUUCUCUGCAACCUCACCUCGGUGGCUCUGAAGCCGAACCUCUGAUUAUCGGGGGCUUCCCUCUCCGCCCCCGUACCAGAAGAAGGCUAAGAAGCCCCAGUCCCAUUGUAGUGGAAGACGAAGAGCAAUCAGAGCUAGAAGAAGAAGAGCAAGAAGUAGAAGGAGAAGAAGAAACUGAUGAUGAAUAUGAAGGAGAAGAAGUGGAGAACAUUGAUUUUAAUGAGGUUGUUGUGGGGGAAUUAGGUCGAGAAAAUGGUGUGAAUGGUUGCGAUGGUUCUUUACGGAAUAGCGGGGCUAUGGCAAUUCAGGAUGAAGAGGAGAGUGAGUGCAAUGAUAAUUGCAAGGCUUCACAGAAGACCGCGGGCGAUUUGGAUGCAUUCUCUUGCCCUAUUUGCAUGGAUCUUUGGACCACUGAAGGAACUCAUAGGAUCUGUUGUCUUCCUUGUGGGCACUUAUAUGGACAGUCCUGCAUUGAAAAAUGGAUUCAACAGUGUGGGAGAAAUAAUGGAAAGUGUCCACAGUGUAAGAAGAAAUGCAUGCUCAAAGAUAUUAGAAAGCUUUAUGCACCACAUAUUGCUGUGGCUAAUGGAGAGUUACAACAGGAAGUGAUCUCUCUUCGAGAUGAAAAUGAAUUCCUUAAGUUGCAGAAAGAAUCAUUACUUGGGGAAAUACAGGAAUAUAAGCGGAAGCAACAAGCAGAUAAAGAAGCUCUCGAGAAACAGAGAGCUGAAUGCCUGAAGCUUCAAACAUCAUUGGCAAGUACUCAGACAAUGUUACAUGGAUUUGCAAACGAUCAAAGGGAGUGUCAAAUGCAAAGGUUGAGUGGAGACACGGUCGGCUCGCAAUCUUGUUUUGCUAUGAGGGGACCCCUUCUCUCUAGCUUUAUUAUGAAGGAGGAAUUUAGACUAAAUGGAGCCAGAAUUAUUGACAUGGAUGCUUUUAGUCAAGUGCUUCUUGUUUCACACUCGGAAUCUGCAAUGGGAGGCACUCACUUUCUCACCAAAAGGAGUCUAUUAGCUCUAUCUGAGAGCGAGCGGGUGCAUCUUCCUCCUAAUACGGGCACUGUUAGAGAUCUGCAAAUUUCACCUCCUUCAAUGGUUCAUCCUGGUCGGCUUGCACUUCUGGCGUCCAUGGGAAAGAAACUUUCGAUUGUCAGCUUAGAGAGCAACAAUGUUGUUAUAAAGUAUGAUUUACAGAAGAGUCAGGUGCUAGGAAGGCAAGAAACCUAAACAAAUUGGUUAAUACAGGCAUGAGAAGAGCAUUAAUCUCACGCAGCUUGGGAUUGUAGUAUCAGUAAUCAGACGGUAACAAAGAGGGUUCAUUAUGUGUGGGUUGUAAUGUUGUAUGAAUCGUAAAAAGGAUUUUUGGUGACUUGGGUAGAUACUUGCUAGUUGCCACAAGUGUCUCAUCAAGGCACAGGACUGGCAUACAGGACAACAUCGAGUAAAAGGCUCUCCAAAGCAUCCCUGAAAGCUCAUGUGAUUAGAAAUCAAUAAUUGUUUCUGUUCUUAUACGGGGAUGCAAGUCCUUUGGUUAGUUAUGUGGCAAAUUAUAUGCAAAAAGCUAGCCAUGCUGGAUUGGGGUAACAUAGCAAAGACUCCAUGCUGCAUGGGAAAGUAAGUCUAUGUGCGCAUGCAUGCAUGUGUGUGUGCAUAUGUAUCUGUAUCUGUGUCUGUGUAUGCGUGUAUUCAUGUGUGCUUGUGCAUGUGUGUGUGUGUGUGUGCACAUUUGUGUAUUGUUCUUGGGAUCAUUAAGGAGACUAUUAUUAGUUCAUGGAAUGCUAAGUGUUGUUUUUGGGAUCAUUAAGGAGCCUAUUAUUACACAGGAAGUACGCUAUAAUCCCUCAGAGAGGUAUGAGGUUUUAGGCUUGUGUGGAUGAACAAGUCAUCAUCCAGAAGGGUGACAAGUGCGGCCCUCAUGUCAAUCCAUAUGGAACAUUUAGUAUUCAGAUAAAAGAAAUUCGUGGUAUGCAAAACCUCACCAUCCCAUUAUUUUUAAGAAAGGUUUGGGGAUGGAAAAUGUACAUCGUGCCUGGGUGAAACUUGUCAUAGCUCAAUGGACAAUUACUGAGAAGCUGCUUGAAAGAUAUUCUACUAACAACUGAGUAUAGAACUUUAGAGGGCUUGAUUAUAGUCUGUUGGAGCAUGUUAGGGUUAUUUGACAUGCCCAUGUGGAUGAUAUAGUAGAAGCUCACAAAAUUUUAAGAGGAAUGUUACGGAUCUUUGGGAAAUCGGUCUUUGUAGUGCAUGUGAGAACGAAAAUUUCUCAGUUGAGAUGGGCAACCAUGAUGUUUCUCUUUGGGUAGAGAAAAAGGAAGGUGAUAUUAAAAUAAAAAAGGAAAAGAAAGAAAGGAAGGUGUACUUCAAUGGGGGAAUAUUGAGUGCUGUAUGCUUCUUUGACACAGAGGGGAAACUCUGGUAGAAGAUGGCAGAUCAUGAGGAAGAGCUGUGUUAGUGGAAUGAAAAAUGCCCUAAACUUUUCACAGUAUGUUGCUGAACCAAAAUGGAAGGACAGCGACAACUGACCCCCCCAUCACCCUUCACAAUUUUUGAAGUAAACAGAACUUGGUAUCAAAGGCCCUGCUGAUGGGAUAGGAACAUUUAAGGAACCACUUGCAAAGAGUGAGUUUGGGUUGCAAGCGUGAGUAUGGGUUGAAGCCAUUCUGAUAUCUGAAUUGGAGAAUGAAUACUGUAAAUUUUUAUAUUUUUCUGCAUGUUUUGUUUGUUUUUGGGUUAUGGACUAGAAAAGUAUCUUUUGUAGGGAUAUGUGACGGGUAUUGUGUAACUCCUUUAUUUGAGACUGUUCAGGACAUUGUUCUGAAAGAAAUCGUAAAACAAAUUAAAAUCUAAAAUAAACAAAUUUUAUCAGUUAUUAUUAUUUCUUCAAAUAGUUUAUAUUUAGAGACCUUAGGGAAGGAACUUUGGUGGAAGAUGCCAAAGUUUGGUUGGUUGUUGGAGUGAAAGAUGCCCUACAAGAGAUUAUCCAUUUUGUGGCUCGGCCAAGUAUGGGAGUUCUGUAGGGUAAUUUUUGCUAGUGGAUGGAAGCUGUGGUUGCAACCUUUACUCCACGGCUACUGGUAUGGGAGUCUGCCCACACUCAUCCAGGCUAUCAAACACAUUACUAUAGCAGACAUGAAUGGGGCCAUCGAAGGCCAGCAAGAGGGGGAAUCUUAGUAAUGACGAAAGGAGAGUUUUCCACUUCAAAUCAUGUCAUGUUAGUGUUACUUAAGGAUAUUGACAGCACAUGCGCUAUAAAUGAUUUUGUGUAUAUCUCAUUUAGUUAAAAUUGAAACCUUUGGCAACUAAGGAAAGUGCUUUAAGUGUCAUUAGUUGCUGAGGAUUUGUCUAUCCUUUGGACUUUGGAGUACCCAACUUACAUGUGAGUUCUAGAGGAGGAAAAAUGGGCAUGAACCUUUGGCAACCAAGGAAGGUGCUUUAAGUGUCAUUAGUUGCUGAGGAUUUGUCUAUCCUUUGGACUUUGGAGUACCCAAAUUACAUGUGAGUUGUAGAGGAGGAAAAAUGGGCAUGAAAUUGUGUGGAUACAUUUCAUAGAUUCUGGUGGAUCGGAACUUCGUAACUGGAUGAUAUGCUGAUGAACUCUGGCGGGCUGGUGAUGUGAUUGAAUAUUUAGAAAGAGGUGCUUGAGGUAUUAUUGUAACUAGACAUCCAUUUGACAACGUGAUUUGCACAAUCAUCAAAAGAACUUCCAUAUGAUUUACCGAUUUCUACCCCUCUGACAAUGUUCUGUUACGUAGCCCUGCCUUAGGACUCUGACCUUCAAUGUUGAGUACAGCUAUGGAAAGCCUGGAUUCAUUAAGUUAUCACGAGGUACAAGAUCGGGUGUGUAUGGUAAUUGACUGAAAUGCAAUCUCUUUUAGGUAUUUCUUGACCAAGUAUCCACCAUGUCUCAAAAAAAUUUUAACAGGUUUAAAAUUAAUAGGUAUUGUCUAUUUCUAGCCUCACGGCAUGGUUUUUUUUUCUGCUUCAGCAUCUAAUAAUUUUGGAUAAAUUUGUUCCUAUGUUUCAUGAAGUCGUUUUUGUAUUAGUCUUUCAAUGUUGUUCAUUCUGGUGGUUUAAUUACCCUGCAUAUUGCAGUUUCUGGCCCCUUUUUGUUUAUCUUUUCUUGCUAAAUCAUAAUUAUUUUUUGCUGAAUUUUUUGGGGCAUUUUGCUAUUAGGGCAUGACGAUUCUUGGGGUUUUUGAAAAUUUGUGGUUAAUAAUCAUCAAAUUCUUCUCAGAACUGGUUAAUGAUUGCUAAGCUUUUUUCACUUCUUUCGCAUAAUUUUCUGAGCUAGUGUUGUAGUGGUUAUUGUCCAAGACAUAUAUUCUUGUUAAGGCAUAUCAAAGUUGAAAUCCUUGUCAGGGGUUAUAAAUGUGUUGCACCACGAUGCAGUGAUGUGGUUAAGAUUUCCUUGAGCAGCAUCAUAUUUGAUAUUUUCUUAU
Amborella trichopoda is the source of this 4678-nucleotide messenger RNA. RefSeq lists its product as uncharacterized. Gene Ontology annotation, biological process: protein ubiquitination; interstrand cross-link repair. Lineage: Eukaryota; Viridiplantae; Streptophyta; Magnoliopsida; Amborellales; Amborellaceae. The record is from RefSeq and is a predicted model, not a curated record. Gene Ontology annotation, cellular component: nucleus. Gene Ontology annotation, molecular function: protein binding; ubiquitin-protein transferase activity.